GGUAUGAUUAUUACUUUGGCCCACAUGCGCACCGAGUACAUGAAGAUCCUCGCGAGUACAUUCGACUUCCGCUUCUUACAAGCUGCUAACACUCUGUGGGCCGUCACGUUUUGUAUUGUAUUGAACGACCUCCGCAUGAUAGUCGUGCUGUCUUGCUGGGUGAAUUUCACGUGCUGGCUUCUCCAAGAAACAUACCUGCGCAAGUCGUACUUCAUCGUCGGUGCGGCUUUGGGGGAGUGGCUGUUCUUCGUGGCACUGCUGCCGUACCUAUCACUGGAGCUGGUGGACGACGUCCAUCAUUGCAAUUUGUUCACGGCCAGUGGGCACAAGAUAUCGACCAAAGACGUACUCGCAAACGUCAUUGGAGCCAUGGCGAUGCUGUUUCUGCGGAAUUUGUAUCGCCGAUGCCGAAGUCUCAAUCGGCGUAGUGGGAGCCACGUUGACACUGCGACUUUGGUAGCUGCACUAAAUCAACGCCCCAAACUGCCGCCGCUACAAAUGCGUCUUACUACGGAAUCGAUCCGCUUCGACCCUCGGAGAACUCUUUGGCCUCGAAUUGGGACGCUUCGACCACUGGCCACCUGGAAAAUCGCAGCCAUUUAUUCAUCUGGAGCAAUAGGAGCGCUUUUUGCAGUGCUUUCCCUCUUCCUGUCUAGAAUUAAUGGUACUUGGGGGGUGAUCGCAGUGGUUGGACUGGUAUCAAGCCUUCUCUUCAGUGGGAUAUUCGCUUGCUGUUGUCAAUGCCAGCUACUGAAACGCAUCGUCUUGUCCUUCCACUUCAUAUUCCUCGCGACUCAAACCCUUGCCACGGGAUUUUGCAUCGCGGAUGUCUUCAGCUGGGAAUGGGCUCCUUCUUGUGGCGUGGCCAGCCUUUUGCUCUUAGUUUUCACGAUUUUGACGGUCGAUGCGUUGACGCCAAGUAUGAAGCGGCGACUGCAGUUCAAGUUCUGGAUGCCUGUGGCUGGGAUCAUCCUCUUCUUUCUGGUUGAAGUGGUGCUGCUGGUCGAUGUUUUGGUCGUGGGCUACUGGGACCUGCAGGACCGAGUGUUCUUGGAGUUGGACCUCAUUGGUCGUCAAGCUCAGUUUCGGGUCGUUCCGUUCUUCUUGAGUCGGAUAGUGACCAUAUUUGUGUGGUCUGCGCGGUAUGUGAAUAUUGCUCUCACUCGACACAAUGACAACGUGCUGAUUCUGCUGCGUGGCGAAGUGGAAUUCGACUAUGAAGGUUGGAAAAGACAGUCUAGGCUUGGUACUGGCAACAAGUAG
Phytophthora sojae is the source of this 1263-nucleotide messenger RNA. RefSeq lists its product as hypothetical. NCBI's taxonomy places the organism in Eukaryota, Oomycota, Peronosporomycetes, Peronosporales, Peronosporaceae. The annotation marks the transcript as partial. The transcript is spliced from 2 exons. The record is from RefSeq and is a predicted model, not a curated record.